CAACUUUUGUUAGUGUUCUUUUUCAAUUCCAUCACAAAUAAAAAAAGGAUCGAUGAAGCAACUUACUUUACUGCUGGGUCAUAUCGCGCCGAGUCCACCUUUCCGGUUUCCCUCCGCGGGGGCAGGUCACUCCCUCCCCGCUAACAGCAGACAUCUCUCGGGCGGUUUUUUUAGAAGCAGCGCUGAGCUAGUCCUGCGACUUCCUCCAAGCGCACUUUUUUUCGGUUUUUAAAGUGUUUUCUUGUUUGCUGCGUCGAGGAACUACCGUGUUUGCUGCUGAAGAAGCAAAGCGGCGGAAGGAAAUGUCCAGCUGAGGCUUGCAAGUACUGAGAAGCCACUGCCGGGGCCUAUUUUGUCUGUAAUGAUUGAUCAAUGCUUCUACUAUGGCACUGAAGGCACAGGUUUUAUAUGACUUCGCUGCGGAGGCUGGAAACAAUGAGCUGACGGUGAAAGAAGGCGAGACCCUCACUAUCACAAAUCAGAAUGUCGGCGGGGGCUGGAUUGAAGCACAGAACUCCAGAGGAGAAAUUGGACUGGUGCCGGAGGAUUACAUAGAGCUCAGCAAGUCGUCAUUCCCCGAAGCGGGACCCGCAGCGCUGACUCCCAACGUCGGAAACGUCGCGCCCUCGGACCUGUCCUUCUUCGACGCCUUCGCUCCUGCGUCCACACAAAACCAGGUGGAUGCUAGGGGCUUGAGUCCCCAGCCCGACACCCCUGACACCCCAGUUUCCCCCUACCUCGCGUCCCCCGAAGAGGCCAGCAAUGGAAAUGAUCCCUGGUCAGGGUGGACCGCCGACCCCUCGGGGGGGGGCUCCAACAACUGGGCCUCCAACCCAGAGGGCACCCAGACCGGCAAGACGGCCGCCGCGGACUCCUGGGGAGGCUCGGCCCCACAGGGCCACCCUCAGGCUUACCAGGGUCCUGACAUCUACCCGUAUCCUUACCUUAUUGAUUACAAAGGGGUCGACGACGACGAGUGGGACGACGAGUGGGACGACAUGAAGUCCACCGGGGGCUACGCAGAGUCCGAAUCUGGAGAUGCCGCGGCCAUGCAGCGAGGCGGAGCUCACGCAUCAAUGAAACUCAAAUUUCCAGGGUUCUCAAAGUCUGGACCUGAGCUGUACCUCCUUUGCAAGCAGAUCGCAAAGGGUAAAGAAAAGCUACCCAUUUAUAUGGGAGAAGUGGGUCCGGUGUGGCUUUAUCCAGAAUCACAGCUGGACUGUGUGGUCGCUGAUCCCAAGAAAGGCUCAAAGCUGUACGGCCUCAAGAGCUACAUCGAGUACCAAAUCACGCCAAACACCACAAACCGCCCUGUCAAUCACAGAUACAAGCACUUUGACUGGCUCUACGAGAGGCUGCUGGACAAAUUUGGCUCUGCCAUCCCCAUCCCGUCCUUACCAGACAAGCAGGUGACAGGGCGCUUUGAGGAAGAGUUCAUCAAGAUGCGAAUGGAGCGCUUGCAGGGCUGGAUGAGCAGGAUGUGCAGGCACCCUGUCCUUUCCUGCAGCGAAGUAUUCCAGCUGUUCCUCACGUACAAGGACGAGAAGGACUGGAAAACGGGGAAGAGAAAAGCCGAGAAGGAUGAGACAGUGGGAGUGAUGAUCUUCACCACCAUAGAGCCGGAAGCUGCAGACUUGGACCCUGUAGAAGUAGAGCAGAAAUGCGAGCAGUUCAGCAGGUUUACCAAAGCGAUGGACGACGGCGUGAAGGAGAUCCUGACAGUGGGACAUGAGCACUGGAAGAGAUGCACGGGGCCUCUGCCAAAGGAAUAUCAGCGGAUUGGUAAAGCCUUCCAAAACCUUUCCUCGGUGUUCACCAGCAGUGGAUAUCAAGGCGAGUCCACCCUGACGGACGCCAUGACGGCAGCGGGGAAGACCUACGAGGAGAUAGCACAGUUAGUAGCGGAGCAGCCCAAGAAAGACCUCCACUUCCUCAUGGAGACCAACAACGAGUAUAAAGGUUUGCUGGGAUGCUUCCCCGACACCAUUGGAGUCCAUAAGGCGGCCAUCGACAAAGUGAAGGAAGGCGACAAGUUGGUGGCCACCAGUAAAAUAAGCGCUCAGGAAAAGGUCACCAUGGCGAAGCGAGUCAGCACCAUGUCUUACGCGUUACAAGCUGAGAUGAACCACUUCCAUAGUAACCGUAUCUACGACUACAACCGCGUCAUGCAGCAGUACCUGGAAGAGCAAGUCAAGUUUUAUGAGACGAUUGCUGCAAAGCUGAGACAAGCCCACGGUCAGUUCACCACGAUGUGACGGUCCAGGAGCUGAACAGCACCACAUCCCAAAUCUUCUCACUUAACUGCUUCUUUUCUACCUUUCUUCCCUUUUUUUUUUUUUUUUUUUUAAUGAAAGUUUCUCACUUGCGUUGUGACGCUUUAAACCGCAGCAGUGAGUGAUUGCGGAUGACGACACACACACACACACUUCCUCUUUUUAAAGAAAGAGACGGGAACAAAACACGCAACGUGUUGCACAACCGAAGGUUUCUUUAAAGCAAAACGACAAAUUUAUUUGUAGUGAUUAAUAUCAUACCCGUGUUUGAUACCUCCUGUCACUCAAAGGAAGCAUCCUGUGCCUUUUCUUUCUGCACUUCCCUCAUGUCAGCAGGAAGCCCCGCCCCUUCCUGUAGUACCCCUGUGCCUUAUUUCCAUUUCUGCAUUGGUUUACAUUUCAGGAAAAUGCACACAUGUUGACUCUGUUUUACUAUGAAGGAGCAACAGCGACAUUUAAGGAGGGCGGAGCUACGGAUUAUGCAAUUUGUUUUUGCUUUCAAUCGACUUUGUGUUCACCUGUGUUUUUAUUCUCACACGAUACCCAAAUUAUGUUGAAAUAUUUAAUGAGCACGGGGACAGGCUUCACAGCCCAUCUCAAAGAUUGUACUUCCCAACGUUUGAUAAAUAUCAAACCAAACAGAUGUUUUGUUGUCUGGGCGAAGGUUGUGUGAAUGAAGGCUUUUUAUUUGUACACGCGUGCCUCGUGAAGUGAGCGUCGGUAUAAAUAAUAAAUACACUAUUCUAUCA
This is a messenger RNA of Nerophis ophidion (straightnose pipefish), 3022 nucleotides long. It is a transcript of the gene snx9b, whose product is annotated as sorting nexin 9b. The transcript has 20 exons. Gene Ontology annotation, biological process: mitotic cytokinesis; endocytosis; endosomal transport. Bases 384 to 2255 code for a protein of 623 amino acids. Gene Ontology annotation, cellular component: cytoplasmic vesicle; plasma membrane. Gene Ontology annotation, molecular function: protein binding; phosphatidylinositol binding. Lineage: Eukaryota; Metazoa; Chordata; Actinopteri; Syngnathiformes; Syngnathidae. The record is from RefSeq and is a predicted model, not a curated record.